AUGAAUGCUGAUACUUGUGUUUCUUAUUGUGAUCCGGCUGCCAUGGAUUCCUACUACAACGCAGCCUCCCAGGGCACAGAAGGCUCCUCGCCUUUUAGGGCAUUUCAAGCAAGUGACAAGUUCAGCCCUACUUUCCUGGCCAGCAAAGGACAAGGCUUUGGUGACAGCAGCACUAAGUGCCGGAGCCGCUACAGCCAGCAGGAAUGUCAGUCCCUGGAUGGCAGCGUGCAGGCUCCGGGCUCCGCCGGGGCUCCGGCCUCCUUUAACAAAUACCCGCAGCAGCAGCAGCAGCCGCAUCUCUACAUGCAGCGAGGCCCCUGCAAAACCCCCCCGGAGAGCAACCUCAAGCUGCAAGAGAGCAGCGGCCACAACGGAGCUCUGCAGGUCUCCUGUUACGGUAAGGAGAGCAGUUUGGGAGAGGCUGACUUGCAGCCGAGCUCCGACCCUUCGGGAAUGGACAGCAGCUACCUCAGCGUGAAGGAGGCCGGGGUGAAAGUGCCCCAGGACAGGGCCAGCACGGACCUCCCCAGCCCCAUGGACAAGGCUGACUCGGAGAGCAACAAGGGCAAAAAGCGGAGGAACCGCACCACCUUCACUAGCUACCAGCUGGAGGAGCUGGAGAAGGUCUUCCAGAAGACCCACUACCCAGACGUCUAUGCCAGGGAGCAGCUAGCCAUGAGGACAGACCUCACCGAGGCUCGCGUACAGGUGUGGUUUCAGAAUCGGCGAGCGAAAUGGCGCAAGAGGGAGCGGUUCGGUCAGAUGCAGCAGGUCCGGACCCACUUCUCCACCGCCUACGAGCUGCCCCUGCUCACCCGUGCGGAGAACUACGCCCAGAUCCAGAACCCUUCCUGGAUCGGCAACAACGGCGCUGCCUCCCCUGUGCCCGCCUGCGUCGUCCCCUGCGAGACAGUGCCCUCCUGCAUGUCCCCCCAUGCUCACCCCCACGCAGCCGGCGGCGUGUCCGAGUUCCUCGGCGUCUCCGGCCCCGGCAGCCACGUGGGACAGACUCACAUGGGUGGCCUCUUUGGCACGGCCGGGAUGAGCCCCGGCCUCAACGGCUAUGAGCUGAACAGCGAGCCGGACCGCAAGACCUCCAGCAUCGCUGCCCUGAGGAUGAAAGCGAAGGAGCACAGCGCCGCUAUCUCCUGGGCGACAUGA
Molecule: messenger RNA, 1161 nt
Organism: Gavia stellata (red-throated loon)
Lineage: Eukaryota; Metazoa; Chordata; Aves; Gaviiformes; Gaviidae
Gene: ALX4
Product: ALX homeobox 4
Exons: 4
Coding region: 1-1161 (386 amino acids)
Biological process (GO): regulation of transcription by RNA polymerase II
Molecular function (GO): DNA-binding transcription activator activity, RNA polymerase II-specific; RNA polymerase II transcription regulatory region sequence-specific DNA binding
Source: RefSeq, a predicted model, not a curated record